Messenger RNA from Cryptococcus amylolentus CBS 6039, 600 nucleotides. RefSeq lists its product as hypothetical. The transcript is spliced from 5 exons. The coding region runs from base 1 to 600 and encodes 199 amino acids. Gene Ontology annotation, cellular component: vacuolar transporter chaperone complex; fungal-type vacuole membrane. The record is from RefSeq and is a predicted model, not a curated record. Lineage: Eukaryota; Fungi; Basidiomycota; Tremellomycetes; Tremellales; Cryptococcaceae.
AUGAGCCACCUCGCUGAAGCAUUCUGGCAGCCCUUCUCCCAGGGCGCCCUCCGCCUCCUCCCCAAGCGCGGCGACGGAAUCAGGUCAAAGAGCAAGCGCGCAGACAGGAUCCCAGACCAAGCCGAACGGCCCCUCGUCACAGACUACCAUUCUAUCAACGACCCCUCGGUCCGUAUCCGUGUCCCCAAAAAAGUUCCCACGCCGGUCAAGGUAGAGGCCAAGGUCUGGUUCGCCAAUGAACGUACCUUCAUCUCUUACCUGUCCAUGGGGCUGCUACUAUCCACCAUUGCCUCUGGGCUCUUGUUUGGAGCCCACGACUCUCUGUCCAGGUGGUUUGCCUUCGUCUAUGCUGCCAUCUCUGCCGGCGUACUGAUCUAUGGCUGGGCUAUAUUCCAGAAGCGACUGACCAUGAUCUCUGCCCGAGACGCCGGAAGCUUUGACUUGCUCUGGGGUCCCCUACUCAUCUGCGCCGCCCUCUUCAUCGCCAUCCUUGCCAACUUUAUCUUUCGCCUACAAGACGCCAAGAAACAUACAGGGAUCAACCCACUAUCCUUCCAGAACGCCUGGUACCAAGCGGGCGUAAAGAGUACUUGGCUAUGA